Molecule: messenger RNA, 1458 nt
Organism: Penaeus chinensis
Lineage: Eukaryota; Metazoa; Arthropoda; Malacostraca; Decapoda; Penaeidae
Exons: 4
Coding region: 1-495 (164 amino acids)
Source: RefSeq, a predicted model, not a curated record
AUGUUUCCUCUCUCUCUCCUGUGCUCCAGGGACGCCAAGACUCAGAUGGCCAUGUCCAAGUGCAACGGCGGCGUCUGGGAGGCCACGACGCCCGUUCUCAAUUGCAAGCACACGGGCUGCCUGAUGUCGCCGCCGCAGGUGCCUGACCACGGCUCCAUCAACUGGAACCAGCAGCGGGGCGCGGGGGCGAAGGCCAUCUACGGCUGCAUCGACGGCUACAAAUCUGACAACGGCUACUACCCUCAAGUGGAGUGCGUGAACAAAACCUGGGUUGGCUUCCCGAGCGAGUGGCGCUGCAUCCGGAACGACGCCCCGCUCAAGGAGAUUGUGUUGCCGAAGGACGAGACGGAGCUCAACUAUUUCUUCGUGGUGACGAUCCCCUCCGUGGGCGGCUUGGUGCUCGUAAUCAUCUUCUGCUUGUGCUGCACAAGGACCGACUCGCCCCUCUUCAACAUCUGCAGCACGAAGGUCAGCAAGCACUACUCGAAGGCGUAAGGUGGCUAGAACCAAGUGAGACCACGGACCAAAAAAACAAAAAGAAAUGAAAAAAAAGGAAUAAAAUAAAAAAAAACAGAAAAGGUAAAGAUAGGGGUGGGGUGGGGUGGGGUUGGGGUUGCGGUUGCAUUGCAUUGCAUUGCAUAAACGGUACAGACGAAUAGGAACUUACACGAACGGCAGAAUCUGGCUGUUAUUGUUUAAGUUCUCGUGUUUAUGUCCAUUUACCAAGGAGGUAAUUGAAGCAUGUUGCCUUUUUGAUAAAUUUGGACUCUAAACAAAUUACGCGUGGAAAGACAAAUCCCCUGUAUCGCUGAAAUUCUAUUUAUUCAAAAAAAUAUUCCUGCAACUUUACUUUAAGGGUCUUUCCACUCCAGCGGGUAUGAUCGGCGGGUUCCAGAAAGAUGACGUCACAGGCGAGAAAACAAUAGGAAAACUACUUUAAUGAAUACUCAUUGCCUGUAACUUCAUCUCUACAAGUGCCCGCCAAUCACGACUGCUCACGUCGAUUGGUUCUAUGAGACGAGCUUGUGUUAAAAAAAGCGAGGUUUAGUUAACCCUGACAGCACAAUUUGCCACGAACAUGAGUGAACAUUUCUCCACGGCUUUUCUCACCACCCUAUUCUGUCACACACGGUGGAUUCACCGAUUGUGCCUUAACAAAAAACUGAAAAAAAAGCUCAUUGGAAUAUCUGUGAUUUCGAUGAACAUAAAUGGUUACAUUUGGGAAACAAAUUUUGUAGUACAUGUAGGAAGGUUCACCUUGUCCUUUGCCUUAGAGUUUCCCUAAGAGACGUAUAGAAAGUUUGAAGUCUUUCAUUUUCAAAAUGCAGAGGGUUCUGAUUCUUUUUUGUGGCAAGUCUGUGUGAAUUAGCCUUUUCUGGUUACAUUGUGUGGAAUCGCCAGUUUCAUAAAAAUGUAUUGGUAAUAAAUGUUUAGGCUAAAUAUACACCCAGUUACUGG